Messenger RNA from Trichoderma breve, 1296 nucleotides. Its product is annotated as transferase family domain-containing protein. Lineage: Eukaryota; Fungi; Ascomycota; Sordariomycetes; Hypocreales; Hypocreaceae. The transcript has a single exon. The coding region runs from base 1 to 1296 and encodes 431 amino acids. The record is from RefSeq and is a predicted model, not a curated record.
AUGCCCGAUGGUGUUGCUCAGUCCACCAUCGUGACUACACUAGAAUCUGGCCUUCGGCGGCUAACGGCCAACUUUCCAUGGGUUGCAGGCCAGGUCGUCGUUGAAGGUAAUUGCGCCGGAAACUCUGGGGUUUUUAAGAUCAAGGAGCUGCAGGAAAUCCCCUACUUGGCAGUGAAAGAUCUCAGAAUGGACGCCUCAGCUCCAAGCAUGAUGGAACUAAGAGAAGCCAACUUCCCAAUGAGAAUGUUGAACGAAUCCGUUAUUGCGCCUCGCAGUACCUUUCCCGCAGCCGAUGCUGUCAACGGACCCGACCAAGGCUCGCCCGUGUUUCUCCUACAGGCAAAUUUUAUCGUCGGCGGCUUGGUACUCACGUUCCUUGGUCAACAUCAGACCAUGGACAUUAUGGGGCAAGGACAGAUUAUGCAUCUCCUCUCGAAGGCCUGUCAUGAUGAGUCUUUUACAGAGGACGAGCUGUCUUCCGGCAAUCUCCAACGUCAAAAUCUCAUCCCUAUUCUUGAUAAUUACGAGCGUGGCCCCGAGCUUGCUCGUCAUUUAGCUGCCACUGCACCUGGUCCAUCUCGCCAUGCUCUCGAUAAGGAUGAAAGAGAGCCAACUCAGAUUCUCUGGACAAGUUUUACCCUUCAUCCCACAUCGUUGGCAGCCCUAAAGUCCAUUGCUGUCAAGACUCUCCCAAGUGGUUCCCGCUACGUAUCUACUGAUGACGCGUUGAGCGCAUUUAUCUGGCAGAGCAUCAUGCGCGCCCGUGCCCAUCGCUUGCCGCCCAACAGAGACACGACCUUUGCGCGAGCUAUAGACGUCCGUUCGUAUGUUGAUGUGCCGGCGACGUACACAGGCAUCGUGCAGAACAUGACGUACGCGACGUAUACGCUACAAGAGCUUGUCGCAUUGCCGCUGGGCGAAAUAGCAUCCAGGCUGCGAGCCGCUUUGGAACCUAAUACCACGAUCCUCCCUUUCCACACGCGUGCCUUGGCUACCUACUUGCAUAGCCAAACUGACAAGUCACAUGUCUCGCCUGCCUCAGCAUUGGACUUUUUGGUUGACGUGAUAGUAAGUUCGUGGGCCAAAACGAACACCUAUGACUUGGAUUUCAAUUUAGGACUAGGCAAGCCAGAGGCUGUUCGCCGGCCAUGGUUUACGCCGUUGCAGAGUUUUGUGUAUUUCAUGCCUCGAAAGGGUGACGGCGAGAUCUCUGUAGCAGUGUGCCUUGAAAAAGAGGAUAUGGAAAGGCUGAAGGCGGAUAAAAGAUUUACCACGUACGCAAGGCACGAUGGAUGA